UAUAAAGUAUAAACAUUGACGUAAAUUUAAUUUCAACUAACAAAUUAUUUUAAUAAAUCAAUAUUAUCAAAAAAGAAAAUUCCAGUGUAAUUAAAGCAGAUAAUAAUCACGUAAAAAAUAUCCAAUAUUCUAAAAAGUAGCAUCCAACAUUCUACGGCGUGAAGAAUUCGACAACUAAUCGAUAAGAAAGGGCAGGAAAAGACCUUUCUUUAGCCGAUAUUUUACAUAGUUAAGUGGAAUGUUUACGGCCGCUAAGCAACCUUAUUGAUCCAAUAUUCUAUCUAAAACCACAAGUUAGAAGACCACAAGAACUGGAAUAAAAGUAACUUGAAAUUGGCGCAUUGGAAUAAAGUAGCUUGGAAUUAAGUAUUUAAAAUAAAAGGAGUAAAAGUGUAGUGUUAAAGAAUCAGUAUGUCGUCACCAACGGAUGAUAUGGAGAUGGAAAAGAUCGCUGAAGAUGAACUGUCAAAGCUUCAGAGACAGUUCAGGGUGAUGGAAAUAGACCGUGCGACGGUGAUGAGCAGCGUCCAGCCAACCCUCAGGAUGCAGAAGAACAUCAUCAACACCCUCAAUGGAGAGCUGGAGAAAAUCAUGCUCGAGCUGAAGUUUACAAAAAGCACGUCGAAUCUUCUAGAAAGUGCUAGGACGCGCGAGAAGUUGAUAGUCCUUCUGAAGGACCACGAGGCGUACUCCGCUGAGGUGAAAGAGCAUCGAGGAAUCAUCAACGAAUUAAAUUUUUUACUGACACAAGUUCAAAAAGAAAUUAAGAAUUUGAAAUCUAAAGGAUCUGGGACCGAAAAGGCAUACGCAAACACUCUUACCAACCAGACGGUGAUCACCCAGCUUGAAAACCGACUGGAUACCGCGAUGAAGAAAUUCAACACGGUGAACAGCGAAAACUACAAGAUGCGGCUCGAGAUAGACCGGCUGCUGAGGGACCGCCAAUUCUUCAACGGCAUCUGGAAGAACCAGAUAAAGCGGCUGAUGGACGGCAAGGCACAGAUCCUGGAGCUGGUGGAACAGGCCAUCACCACGUACGAUCAGCGGGAGGAGUGGUGCGCCAAGCUUGAAGCGCUGAAGGAGAAA
This is a messenger RNA of Manduca sexta (tobacco hornworm), 1086 nucleotides long. Its product is annotated as coiled-coil domain-containing protein 63-like. The record is from RefSeq and is a predicted model, not a curated record. NCBI's taxonomy places the organism in Eukaryota, Metazoa, Arthropoda, Insecta, Lepidoptera, Sphingidae.